Perca fluviatilis (European perch) is the source of this 3938-nucleotide messenger RNA. RefSeq names its product peroxisomal biogenesis factor 5-like a (gene pex5la). The transcript is spliced from 16 exons. Lineage: Eukaryota; Metazoa; Chordata; Actinopteri; Perciformes; Percidae. The record is from RefSeq and is a predicted model, not a curated record. Gene Ontology annotation, cellular component: cytosol; peroxisomal membrane. Gene Ontology annotation, molecular function: protein binding. Bases 502 to 2430 code for a protein of 642 amino acids. Gene Ontology annotation, biological process: protein import into peroxisome matrix, docking.
UUAGCAAACAGGAAAGAGAAGCGCACUAUAAGAAGAGAACGAAACCCGAGGAGCGUCAAAACACUUAGACCACAGCCGAGAGAGGAGGAGAGGAGAGAGGGAGACAGAGGGAAGGAAAGAUACGUGGAAAACGGCAAUGCGUUCAAAGACUUAAAUCGCGGUGAUUUAUUUCCUGCAAGGACUGCAAAGGCUUGUACUUGUCAUAAUCCAGCGGCAGCACACUGGGAGGAAAGAUAAAAGUGAGGUCCGACGACGCACUCCUCUUGCGCCCGGUGCGCCUCGGUGUCCCCGCGCACAGAAAUCCUGGAUGAGCGCAAAGAGUCCGCUUCAGCACCUGAGGAGAGGACAGCUCCGCUCUGUGCGCUCCUCCGGACCUCCCGUCCGAAAACUCCGAUACAGCUUUUAAUGUCAACACUUCCAGUCUGACUCUCUGCUUCACAAGUCUGGAAGAAGUCUAAAGAUCCGCUGACGGAGAGAUCCGCGACUGACUGUGUGCUCAAUAUGUACCAGGGCCAUUUACAGGGGAAAGACUCUAGGGCUGCAGAUAAGACUGUUGCCAUGGUCCUGAAGGAGAUACCAAGUAAGGCGUCAUCAGAAGGGAAGCCCCUCCUCACAGUGACUACCAAGCUGGUGAGUGAGCAACAAGAGAGCCGCCCGCUUUUAAGUCCCUCCAUCGACGAUUUCCUCUGCGAGACCAAGUGUGAUGGGGUUUCCCGCCCAGUGACUUCCAACACAGCUGUUCUCUCUUCAACACUGGACCUGCUGGAUCUCAGUGAACCUGGUGAGAGGAGAAGCAGUAAGGACAAAAGGAGCCCCCUGUCGUCCCGGGGCAACAGCCAGAAGAACAACCCUCACAGGAAGAAGACGGAUGAGACGGAGCUGAUCCAGGUGGAAGUUGAACAGACAGGACAAAGCAUGAGGACCCCAGAGAGAGCGUCACUAGACUCAGUUGGUUUAACAUUGGAUAAAUGGGAAGAGCUGAACCCCAACCCUGAGAGGAAUGGCAACAGAAAAUGGAAGUUGGAGAGACGGCGUUCAUCUAAAAAUUCAUCCAAUGAAUUUCUUUGGUCCACAGACUGUAAAACUCAAUUGGAGCCAUUGAACAAGAACUUGGAAGCAAAUACCAAAGUGGAGACCGAGUGUACUUUAGCAUCUCAACUCAACAGGCAGUAUAUUAGUGGAAGACAUGACUCCAUUUCCCAUGAUGCCAUUCCACAAACCCAAAAGAACAGAUGUGAACUUGGUGCUGUAAAUGAAAAGGCUCGCCUAAGCAAGGAGCAGCGGUGGGGCAGCGCUCUCCUGUCCAGACAUCAGUCCCUGGAAGAAGAGUUUGAGCGAGCCAAGGCUGCUGUUGAGUCAGACACUGAGUUCUGGGAUAAGAUGCAGGCAGAGUGGGAAGAGCUCGCUCGGCGGAACUGGCUGACAGAAAACGAGCAGGCGCAGAUUCCCUCCUCUGUCUCUCCACAUGAGAAGGGUUACUACUUCCACACAGAUAAUCCUUAUAAAGAUUUGCCUAACGCAUUUGAAGAGGGACUAAAGAAGUCUCGAGAGGGAGACUUGCAAAACGCCGUACUUUUGCUGGAAGGAGCCGUCUUGCAAGACCCUCAAGAUUCAGAGGCUUGGCAAGUGUUGGGGACCACACAGGCUGAAAAUGAGAACGAGCAGGCAGCGAUCGUCUCCCUCCAGAGGUGUUUGGAGCUCCACCCAAACAACCUUCCAGCCCUCAUGGCUCUGGCUGUGAGCCUGACCAACACCGGUAUGCGAAAUGAUGCCUGCGAGGCCCUGCUCUUCUGGCUGCGACACAAUCCAAAGUACAAGCACCUGCUGAAGGGCAAGACCCACCUGAUGGGAUCCCCAAACUCCCAACGCAGGAUGUCUACUGCUCCCAAUGUGGGCAGACACGAAAGCUCCCUGCCCGAGGUCAAGGAGCUCUUUCUGGAAGCAGUUCAGCACAACUCUGACAGCGUCGACCCGGAUUUGCAGACGGGCCUUGGGGUGCUCUACAACCUCAGCGGAGAGUUCAACAAAGCUGUAGAGGCCUUCAAUACGGCCCUGUCGGUGCGGCCCGAGGACUACUUGUUAUGGAACCGCCUGGGGGCCACACUGGCGAACGGGGACCGGAGUAAGGAAGCUGUGGAGGCUUACACGCGAGCCCUUGAGCUGCAACCAGGUUUUAUCAGGUCCCGCUACAACCUGGGCAUCAGCUGUAUUAACCUGGGGGCACACAGAGAGGCGGCCAGUAACUUUCUGACUGCGUUAAGCCUCCAGAGGAAAAGCCGGAGUCGGCAGCAGUCCCACCAGGUCAUGUCUGGAAACAUCUGGGCUGCUCUGAGGAUAGCUUUAUCCAUGAUGGACCAGCCCGAACUCUUCCAGGCUGCAAAUAUUGGUGACCUGGAUCUCCUCAUGCGGGCCUUUAACCUAGACAUUUGAGGAAUGGGAGGUAGUGACAAUAGCAUUUCCCCCUUCACUUACAGUACUCUUCGAUUUCUACCCAACAGCCAAAAGACCAAAGUGCACACUUCAGAGUGGAUUGGAUCUGAUGUUAGAGACAAUAGUGUAGUUUUUAUGCACGUCAAAAUUAACUGCAGUCGUCAAAGUUGUCAUAUUUUUCGCUCAAGUACCUUGGAGCAGUUCUGAGGACAGGUUCUUCCAAGUGCUUGAAGUGACUGCUUUGUGAUGGAUUUGCACUGCAAUUUGUGAUUUCCCUAAAGAGCACAAGGACGGGCAAAGAUUGUACGGGCAAUGCCUUAGAGAACACAUCAAUUAAAAACUGACUCAUCCAGUGGAACAGAGCUGGAGCCAGGAGAGACAGGCAGCUUGAGAAUCUCACACAGGAACCCUCACAUGCUGUUUGUGGAGAAAAGUUGAGGUUUUGAGAAAAAAAAGAAAAAUGGUUUUGUUAUCCAAUUACUUUCAAAGACUGUCUCACCCUCCUAAAGGCUGGAUUCAGUGAACACAUGAUAAAGACUGCACCAUAUGACCUGGAGCUCCAAAUUCUGUUCCUGGCUUGUUUUCAUCCUCUUUCAAUGGAGAAUAAUGAUACUGCAUGAAUAAGCAUUUUCAUAAAUGGAUUCUUGUUUAAAAUUAACAUACUACACACACAAGUUUUCCCUUUGCACUUCAGACAAACAGAUAACUUUCUUAACCCAAGUGGAAUGUGCAAGCCAGGUUGUAAAGCCUUACUCAAAUGCAUGCGAAAAACUAUAUUUAUUUAUACUAUUUUUAUGGCAACCAAAAAACACUAAGCCAUUUUCAGACUGGUUUUAAUUUCUUUAAAUACCUGCCAUCUUCUAAACUUGAAAGCUUUCUGAGCCAUUCAUUUUUGUUUUGUUUUGUUGUUUGUUGUUUAUUAUUUUGGUUUUGGCUCCUAGCUUCUAGUUCCCUUUAUGAUGACUGGGUGGAGAAAUACACACAAAAGCUGGGCAACAUUGAUCUUUAAAACCUUCGUUAUUGUGAAAACUUUUAAACUUUCUCACAUGAACAAAAGUUGUUACAGGUCUAAAAAUAUCUCUUUUAUCUUCUAGGGUGGCUUUAAUAGCCCUCACAUUUGAUGUACGCAUCAGAAUCUUAUUUUCCCGACUGUAUUCAUUUCAAUACAGUGUAAUAAUAUUACAGGUAUUGGAUGUGUAGCUGCAAGCCAAGACCUAAGAAAGAUUGGGGCAUUUCCUAAUGCAGUCAUUUGUGUCUUUGCUAUGCCUCCACAGGCAGUGACACAUUUAAUUAAAUCAGUCUGCCUCAGCCAUCAUGCAUGAUAUAAAUAUUUAUGUAAGCUUGGGCAGAUAUUGAAAAGAUAUUUGUUUUGCCAUCUGCAAACUUCAGUUCACAUGAGAACAUUAUGUUAUCGUGCAUCCACAAAACACACGAUUGUAUUGAGCCAGUUAUUCCAGAUAAUUCCUCUGCAUCACCACAGAAGCAAAGCUUUUAUACAUGCUUUUUUU